This is a messenger RNA of Cydia strobilella, 6603 nucleotides long. It is a transcript of the gene fus, whose product is annotated as RNA-binding protein fusilli. Gene Ontology annotation, molecular function: mRNA binding. The transcript is spliced from 14 exons. The record is from RefSeq and is a predicted model, not a curated record. Lineage: Eukaryota; Metazoa; Arthropoda; Insecta; Lepidoptera; Tortricidae. Bases 305 to 2524 code for a protein of 739 amino acids.
GGCAAGCGAGCGGCACUCGCAGUCUCGAUCAUACCAUCCCGCAGACAGACCGUUUUAAAAAACAAAACGAAACAUUUAAGAAAAAACUCCAUUGUCUGUGUUUAUCCGUGCGGGUUUUUAAAAACUACAGUUCCAAACAGUGCAACGUACAAAAGUGAUGUGAUUUUUCGAUUUUAAAAACGGAUGCUUGAUUAGCGGUACAACAUUACUCAACGAGUUUCUAGCGGCAAAACGGUGGGCAUAAGCGAGAAUUCGGGCAUGAGAGUGUAGUUUUUUUUAAGUGUUGUCAUCGUUGUAUGGCACGAUGAUAUCUGGAGGAUGGGUUUGCGCGCUGCACGUGAGGACGGCAGGCCUAGGGGGCGCAGCCCUGGGCUCGGACGAGGAGGAAGUGGUCUACCUGGCCUAUAUUGUCAUUGACGUGAGCAACAAUCAGGUGAUCGGAGAACGGGAGUAUGCCGUCCGGCCGACGCGGAGGCCCUCAGAGGAGCUUCAGACCGGGCAGCCCCUAGAAGUAGUUGUACAACAGUUCGAGGAGUUCGCGCGCUCGCUACAAGUGGACCCCUACUCCCCCCUCUUCAGGCUAGUCACAGACGGACAACCCCCACUUAGACAAUGUCUAUAUCCAGAAGCGUGCAGCAAGGAGCUGACGCUGCCCGCGUACUACGCGCGGUUCCACGACCUGCGCAAGGAGUUUAUGCGCGCGUGCGCGCUGCGCGCCGUCCCCCCGCCCGAGCCCACGGCGCUACAAGACAUGCUUACUUAUUUAGGUAUACCCCCGUACACGGGAGAUAAUUUCUACGCGGCUGAGGUCAAAGACAUGGCCAGUGUCAUUAGGAGAAUAAUUUCAGAUGGUUUCCGGUUAGAGCUGCCGGAGACGAUCGACUUACUAUUAGAAACUGGAAUAUGUUCAAAAGACGAUGAAAUCGACGGUAACUGCAUAGUGCGCGCGCGGGGUCUGCCCUGGCAGUCUUCAGACCAGGACAUCGCCAAGUUCUUCCGAGGACUCAAUGUUGCCAAGGGCGGAGUAGCGCUCUGUCUAUCUCCCCAGGGCCGCCGGAACGGCGAGGCGCUGGUGCGUUUCGUGUCACAGGAGCACCGCGACAUGGCGCUCAAGAGGCAUAAACACCACAUAGGCCCGCGGUACAUCGAGGUGUACCGGGCGAGCGGCGAAGAUUUCCUCUCGGUGGCGGGCGGCGCCACGUGCGAGGCGGCCGCGUUCCUCUCCCGCGGCGCGCAGGUCAUCGUGCGCAUGCGCGGACUGCCCUACGAUGCCACUCCUGCGCAAGUGCUCGACUUCUUCUCAACCGGCGACGACCCGGUCCAAGUUCUAGACGGCGCGGAAGGAGUUCUAUUCGUCCGUCGCGCCGACGGUCGAGCCACCGGAGAUGCCUUCGUACUGUUCUCUAAGGAGGAGGACUCGCCUAAAGCCCUGUCGCGGCAUCGGAAGCUGAUCGGGCAGAGAUAUAUCGAGCUGUUCCGGUCUACUACCGCUGAAGUUCAACAGGUGCUGAACCGGUCGCUAGAGCCGCGCACGCCGGCCAGCACGCCGACGGCGGCGCCCCUGCCCGCGCACGCGCACGCGCCCGCGCCGGCCGAGGGCCUGCUGCCCGUGGCGCUGGUGCCGCAGCACGUCAUCACCUCCGGCACCGCCAAGGACUGCGUCAGGCUCCGCGGCCUGCCUUACGAAGCACAGGUUGAAAACAUCUUGACUUUUUUGGACGAAUUCGCAAAGAAUAUUGUCGUCCAGGGCGUCCACAUGGUUUAUAAUGCACAGGGUCACCCGAGCGGCGAAGCGUUCAUCCAGAUGGACAGCGAGACGAGCGCGUUCCUGUGCGCGCAGCAGAAGCACCACCGGUACAUGACGUUCGGCAAGAAGCAGCGCUACAUUGAGGUGUUCCAGUGCUCCGGCGACGACAUGAACCUGGUGCUGACGGGCGGCGUGACGCCCUCCGCCUCGCCCAAGGUGCUGUCGCCCGGUACGUUGCUCUCCCCCCCGCCCCCCGCGCCGCGCCUGCUCGCGCAGCACAUCGCCCACCAGAGCCUCCUCGCGCGCCAGCACGAGAACCUGCUCCUCGCCUCCAUGCGCCAGCCGGCCACCAUGCUCCCCAUCUCCCAUCUCCCCGCCUACCAGAUCCGCUCGCCUUCCCCGGCGCCACAGUAUCAGCUCCAACAAUUCCUCCCGCAACAGGUAGUUCCGAUCACAAAUAAGAGGAGUUAUGAGCGCGCUUUCACUCAAACUACAGAGGCGCCUCCGGCGAAGCGGCAGUACUUACCGCCUCAGUUGGCGCCCUCUAUAUCCCUCCCCAUGGGUCUAUCCUACGGAACGUCCACUCCUAUAUUCUCCUACGCGAACACUAGCCCGAUGCUCUCGUACGCGAACGCGCUUCAAGCGGGCUUACCGACGGGCAUGCCGGCCGGGUACGGUACGGCGUUGUCGGCGGCGUUACCUCCGACUAUGACUACGCCGUUCCCGGCUACGUUUUCAAUGCUGCAGUCAAUGUAUCCGUACUAUCCUGGAGUUUAAAGCUUAUCUGCGUUUCUUUAUAACAUAAAUAUCAAUAAUAGAUUAACGUCAAAGAGACGAUAGAGACACGAUAGUUUCGCUUUAGAAUACGUGUAGAUAUUUUAUCUGAUGAGAGCGAAAUGAGAAAAUUAAAAACAAUGGAAAAUAAAGAAAAAUGCAGUUGUCUUGAGAACUACGAGUAAUAUAAAAUUUUACUAUUAACUACCUAUCGAUAGCUAACUUUUAGAAAACAUUAUACGAUCUUUAUGAUCUAAGGCGCUUUGCAUAGCAGUAAAAUGGGUUUACUUAAAAAGUUAGAAUACUGAUUGUUAAAUAAAGGAACAGUGCCUUGGAUGUUAUCCGGAUUUUAAGUAAAAUUUAAGUACAUUAAAAAAAACUCCCAUUUUUAAAACAAAAAUAUAGGAAGAUGAUUAGUAUUAAGAGUAUACUAGGUUACUAAUAUCAUAAAACUUAAAAUUAUCGACAUUUCGUUGAAACAGGGUAAACCAAGCUCAAAGUUGAACAGUGUUGUGUCCGUGUUAUUGAUAUUGUAGCUUAUUGAAUUUAUUAAAAUAAGACAGCUAUAUAUUUAGGCUAAAUACACCAGUUAGACGCGUUUAGGAGAUACAUUCCAAAAUAAAUACGUUGGCUUUUUGGUUCCCGGCACAUUGUUUCUUAAGCUUUAUUGGAACUCAUAAGAGCUCCGUAUCUUAGCACGCAAACUAUCUUUAGUUAUGUUAACAUUUAACAGUUAUUUUUAACGGCAGUUACUUUUAGCAGCUUCAUAUUUUCGUUACGUUAAGUACUUACUUUACAACAAUCAAGUUCUUGUUGAAUUUAUAUUGACUUUAAUGUUGUUGAAUCAUCGUGUUUUAAUUAAAUAUAAGAAUAUAAGUAAGGGAUGUUUCGUCAUUUCGUCAAAUACGUUUCUCUGGCAUAUCAUUUGGGCAAUUUUAAUUGCCAGUUUUUAAUUAAUCAAUAAAUAACUGGUUACAAAUAAGUACGGUUAAAUAAAAGUGUCCAAAUAAUAUUUAGCUAAAAAUUGUUGGCCGAGAUGAUAAAGCAUUAUAAAUAUAGAGGUUGUUUAUAUUGUGACAAGUUAGAUUAAGUGUGAUUAGUUAAAAUGUGAUUACUUUUAACUUUAGACAUUCCAUGAUUUAAAGACAAAGUUUUUUGCCAAUUUUUUAGAGACUGAUCAAAAGUCUGAAAAAAUAUGCUGAUUUCUUUUAUGUACUUAUGUUAGUACCUUUUUGCGUUUUUAUGAGUACAAUGCACUUUUGUGGUUAGCAUACACUUUUUAUGUUAGGCGUGUGUAUAGAUGUUGUUUUUUGCGUUUUUAGCACGAGGAAUCAAUUUAAGUGAAAUUAAGUGCCUAAUAGUAGGUAUAUACCGCGACAUUUCGCAUUUGUAAAUCGUAUUUUGUUUAUACUUAUACAUUCUAUACAAGUUCGAAUUUUUGCUGAUAUUUUUGCGCAAGCGUAGCUAUAUCUAUAAAAUCGUCAUAUUUUUGCUUAACGCAGUUGGUUAUUCGAGUAGCAUUUUUAUAUUAGGUUUAACGUGUCGUUAGUAAUAGGUGAAGCAUCGCUAUUCCUAUCUCUGUUUCCUUUGAUUCCUUUCCCUCCUUUUCCUUUUCCAGGACGCAUUAACUUUAACAAUUUUUGCAUAGAUACCAAGCUUAAUGUCAUCAUCAUUUACCUCACACCACUUAGUUUAAACGGUAUUAAAAUAUCAAUAGAUAUUUGGUACGAAAUUCCAAUAGCUGCUAGCAGUGUGAUAACGAAAAAUUAAACACGUUUUGAUAACGUUUCUCACAAAAUAUAACGGUAUACCUUAACUACAUCUAUUUUUGUCCUCUAAAAUAUUAUUUAUUUGUGUAUAAAAUAUAAAGCGUUUCUUUCACAUUAAGGUAACCAUGUGACGAAUGCUUUUUAUAUUACAACAAACAUCAACUUAUACAAAGAGUUUCGCAGCUUUGGAAUUUAGUACUAAAUCGGGUGACCUGUAUAAUGAACUUAGUAUUCCUUAAAAUAACGUCAUGUUGUCUAUGGUGUUGCCAUGUCUCAAUCACUAUAGGUCUUGGGCUUUCACAUGGUGGAAAGGCUAAUAUUAUUUGUUCUGUCAUUUCUAAAAUGUAUUUACUGAUAAAUUGCCCUGGUUCAAGUUUUUCAUGGAUCAUAGAUUUUCCCCUUUCACGCUUACAUGUGUAAGAAAGAGAGGAUACUUUAUGUCGAUGAAAAUUUGUUUAGGGAUGUUCAUUGUAACUGAUUUGCUUUUAACAAAAUUAAAAUGAACAUAAUAUUAUACGUACCUACUAAGUAUACCAUGCACCUGUUUACAUGGCGAAUUGGCGAUGAAGUGUGUAACUUAAUUGGUGUAUCCGAGGGGUCGUGUUUUGGAAAAUGGGCAUGUUUUGUGGUAAAUCGGUAAGUUGCACUCAUUACUAUAUAUAUUUAUGAAGGACAUUCUGAUCGUGUAGUUAUAUUCGAGACUUUAGUAAUCACUAGUUUUUAGAACUGUCGUUUUGUACGAGACCGGUGACUGUAAUAAUAACGUUUUUACUGUGAUUUUUGAACGUUUAAAAAAGAGUACACUGGGCAUACAGGUAUCAAAUCAUUCCACCGUUUGUUGUUUUGAACCCUCAGUUCCAAACAAAAACGAAUCGCUCUUGUUGUACUGUUCCCACCUACCAUGAUUAAUAUACAUAUAUGUAUAUCGGACUCUUUCAAUUUCCUUGAAAAUCACAGAAACGUUAUUGUUAACGUACUUUUAAAAAAAUGCCUCUUCAACGGCAGAUUCGUCACUCGAUUAGUGGUUCAUUAUUUCCGAAUAGAUCUAAGGUUAGCAUGGAUUGCUUAAUUUAUCCUAUUUUAAGGACAGGGUUGCAUGGCUCGACGUGACUUUCGCUUUGUAGAGUGAACGUUUUCCACAGCACAACCGCCGGAUACAACGACAUAUUCUAUGAAUUGUACAAGGUUCUAUACUUGGUAUUAUGGUCUCUAAACCUUACAUGGUAAGUUCUAUUUUAAAGUGACGCUUAUCUGUAAUUAAAAUCGUUCUUUUACUGAUAGAGAAUUAACGUUUAUGUUGCUAAUAAAAGUUAUUAUGUACUUAAGUAUUCAUACAUAUUUGUACUGGCAUCUUUAGUAUGUUUUAUUAAAAUAUUCUCUAUGAACAUAACUCUACUCUUGUAGAAAUCUACUCUACAUACCGUUAACGGCUUAUUAAUUUACCAAGAUAACGGUUAUCGAGACCAUAAUGUCCAUUCCUGACUAGGUAUUCGGGUGUCCUCCAGUCAUUUAGCGCUAUAUCCACAGCUUUUUCUUCUGCUAUUCUGAGCCUUUAUACGCUUUCACUUGGAAUUAUAUCUUUCAAUGAUAUUUUAGUGCUAUAAAAAUGUUAUUACGUCAUUGAUCAUUUUUAUAAAAGUAAUAAUAAUAAUAAAAUACUUUAUUGUGCAAUACAAAGAAAAAUAAUGUAAUGUUUUCUAAUGACUUCUUAAAUGAUCGGUUUCUUAUAAAUUCGUAAAAAAAAUGUUGCCAUUUAGUUACAUAAAGUGGAGUGGUUGGUACUGUUAUACUGUAUUUGGAACUUUCCUGAAAUUUGGAUUAUUAAUUUAUUUUUGUUUGUACUAACAUCAAAUUCAUUAACUUUAACUUAUAGUUUAAAAAUAAUAAACUCAGAUAUAUGGGUUUGAACACAAUAAUAUGAAACGAUAUAGCACAAAAAGUCGUUGAAAUAUAGUUUUUUUUAAACAGUGACUGGGGGAAGUGGUGUGAGGAAUAGGUAGUUCUCGUUACGGUUAAAUCAAUGGUUAAUUUUAACGGAAACAUUAUUAAUGAUUAAAAAUACAAGCUUAAUUUUGGUUAUCGGUUGCUAUUUCUUGCUAUUUCUGAAACACGCCCGCAGUUUAUAUUUGGAAUGACUACUAUAACGGAAAUUUAGCUUUUAUUUUUACUUUCUUAAACAUCAAUAAAUAUAACUAAGGCGUUCCGUGUAAUUUUAAUCACCUUGUUAGUAUCGCAUUGAGUUUUAUUAUAAUUAUUAUAGUUGGCUAAUUAUAGUUUAUUGCGUAUUUUUAAAUAAAGCGAUAAUCUUCGUGA